AUGACAGUAGUAUUUCCAACAAGUCUCAACCUCGAAAAUCGUAGAUCAGGCCAUGCCGGUAAUCUUACAGAGGAACAAACACAAAAGUUGAAGCAGAUGUGGUCACGUCUUUUGGCUCUCUUCGAGCAAUCUGGCGAACCUGUGCAAUUACCAAAUCGUAACGCAGAAGAUGCACAACCAAAGAAGAAAGGCGGUUUUUUCAGUUCCUUCACUGCAAAAAAAGAAGAACCUGCCCAAGAUUAUUUCUUAGGUGCUACGUCAGAUCCUCGUUGGACAAGUCAACCGUUAGAUAAAGCUCUGCCUAUGAUUCCAGGCAAAAAGCUACAUGAAGCCUUUUGGGGAAUGGUGCACCUCACUAAUCCUGAUGCCACUGUUUUGAGAUUUUUGCGCGCAAGAAAGUGGGAUCUCAAUGCGGCUUUUGAUAUGUUGGCAAACACUCUACGCUGGCGUAUUUCGAUGAGAGUCAACGAGAUCAUCUCUCUCGGUGAAAAUGGAUUGUAUGAGGAAUUAGAAAAAGCUAAGAAAGGUCUAGGUGAUGCUUUUAAAAAGCAAUUGGCGCUCAAAAUGGUUACAUUAGGUGGUCCUGAUAAGGACGCACGUGGUGUUUGUUUUAUUAACGUCCAAGUACAUCACAAAGAUGCUCAACCUUUGGAAAUUAUGAAAUUGUUGACUGUUUAUAUCAUGGAAACAUCCCGUCUCGUUUGCGAUUAUCCUAUGGAUACUGUCUGUCUUGUCUUCAACCUUGAAAACUUCACUAUGGCCAAUAUGGAUUUUGAAGUUGUAAAGUUCUUGGUCAAUUGCUUCCAAGCUUAUUAUCCAGAAACAUUAGGCCUUUGCUGUGUGCAUAAAGCCCCUUGGGUUUUCACUAAGAUCUGGAAUUUGAUUACUCCUAUCUUGGACCCUGUUGUUGCCAGCAAGAUUCUCUUCACAAAGGAUGUAAACGAACUCGAAAAGCACAUCGACAAAGAUUGCUUACCUGUUAUCAUUACUGGCGAUGAAAGUAGACCAGCAUUGGAUGAUCUUAAAGCACCACGUGAGGCAGAACCUGGUUGUCUAUCCCCACACGAAGCUGAUCCUCGUAUGCAAGCAUACCAUAAUAUGAUUAAAGAGUAUGAAGCAGCAACACAGCAAUGGGCCAAGUCGAGUGCUUCAGGCGCUGAAGAUGCUAUGGAUCGUUUGAAAUUGGCUCAGCAAUAUCGUUUGACAAGAAUUAAGGCAGAGAAAUUAUUGAGAGGAGAAACCAGUUACCAUGUCAAGGGACUUAUUAAUAUCACUGAUGAUGAUAGACUUAUUAUCAAAUACAAUACCAGCACCUGGCAAGAAAAAGAUAUCACUGAAUGGGUUUAA
Mycotypha africana is the source of this 1347-nucleotide messenger RNA. Its product is annotated as CRAL-TRIO domain-containing protein. Bases 1 to 1347 code for a protein of 448 amino acids. The record is from RefSeq and is a predicted model, not a curated record. NCBI's taxonomy places the organism in Eukaryota, Fungi, Mucoromycota, Mucoromycetes, Mucorales, Mycotyphaceae. The transcript is spliced from 4 exons.